This is a messenger RNA of Eimeria maxima, 9219 nucleotides long. RefSeq lists its product as hypothetical. Bases 1 to 9219 code for a protein of 3072 amino acids. Lineage: Eukaryota; Apicomplexa; Conoidasida; Eucoccidiorida; Eimeriidae. The record is from RefSeq and is a predicted model, not a curated record. The transcript is spliced from 5 exons.
AUGGCACGGGAGGAGAGGAAGCAGCAGCAGCAAACAUCAGGGAGGAGCUGCCAGGGGGCCCCGACAGGGGGCCCCUCUGUGCUGAGCAGCAGAAGCGGGAUUAGUAGCAGCAGCGGGAUUAAUAGCAGCAGAAGCAGCAGCAGGAGCAGCAGCAGACGGGGGGAUGAGCCGCAUGCAGCAGUCAACCAUAGCGCCGUUAGGGGCCCCACUCCUGCCUUGGGGGCCCCUGAUGCAGCAAUUAGACCCUAUAAAAGAAGAUGCAGGGAAGAAGAAAUCGUUGCAUCUAACGACCUACUGGGUGCUGGGUUAGCCCCUCGUGCCUGCUACAGCAGCAACUGCAGCAGCAGCAGCUGCAGCCCCUCGACUGCACCUGCAGCAGAGUCUAAAGCAGCAGCAGCAACAUCUGCAACAGCAGCAGCAACAGCAGCAACAGCAGCACUUCUCCCCCCUUGUUGUGUCUCCAUUGGGGGCCCCUAUAUCUCCCCCUUCUCUAAGGCCAAAGAUGUCUUGGGGUUUGGGGUGUACGUACAGCAGGUGCUGCAUGCUGCUGCUGCUGCAGCGCAGCAGUAUCUUGACCUAAAGGAAGAUAUUAUAUGUGGGGGCUCCCUCCUUCUCUCCAGCAGGAGGCAGCAGGGGACUGCUGCUGCUGCUGCUGUUGCUGCAGCAGCAAAACUAUUGAGAGAUGCAGGUGCUGCGGUGUCUGCACACUUGUCUACCGUUGCUGCUGCUGAUGAGGAAGAUUUACGCAGGCAUAUGUGCUCUGCUGCUGCUGCUAUUGACAAUGUUGUUGUUGUUGCUGCUGCUGCUGCUGCUGGUUCUCCUGGUGAAGGGAGACAGUGGGACAGAUGCGUGCUGCUGCAGCAAAUAUGUGGGGGGCUGCUGCUGCUGGGGAUCGAACGGCUUUCGCAGCCGCAGCUGCAGCAGCAACCUAGCCCGGUUGCCGCUGCUGCUGCUGCUGCUGCUGCAUUCAUAGGAGUGAAGAAGCUGCUGCUGCAGGAGAGGUGGGAGAUGCCACUGUGGCUACACAGCAGCCGCAGCGGCAGCAGCAGCAGCAGCAGCAGCAGCGGGCCCGUGCUCCUGGGGUGUCUGCUGCGUGUUCCCGAUGAGGGCGGCGGUUCGCUGCUCUUUGCUGAUGCAGCGAUCAUCACGGGCGGUUUAACAGCAGCACAGCCGCAGCAGCAGCAGCAGCAACAGCAGCAGCAACAGCAGCAACGGGGAGAGCCUUGCCCUAUAUACGCAAUUGCAUGCACAAUAUGGGGCUCCUUUAGCAGCAGUGCCUUUGUGUCUCUUGAACUCAUUAGAGACAGGGGCCCCCAAAUCUCUUGGGGGCCCAUUGGGGGUAGCAACAGCAGCAGGGAUACGGGGCACCAUCGGUCCAGUACCCUUUGUGGUCGCUUGGUGUCGGAGGGGGCCCCUGGGGGCCCCUGUCUCCUCGCCGUUAGACAGUGGCGGUACAUCCCCACAGCAGGCAUCAACAGGGUCUCGGGGCCCCCCCCCAAAGCAGGUGAGGAGAGUGGGGAGCCGCCCAACCUGCUGCUGCUGCAGCAGGGGGGCCCUGCAGCAAACCAUAGGUCUAGUACAAAGUCCCCAUGUGGUAGCCGGGUCAGCAGGGGGGCCCUACAGUCUCAGGGGUGUAGGGGCCCCCCAAAUUGGGACAGAAGGAGAGAAAAGGGAGACAGAGACAGUAAGGAGACAGUGCUGCUGCAUAUCUUGCCAGGAUGUGUGGGGUUAACUGCUGCCUCUGCUGUGCUGCUGCCGCUGCAGCAGCAGCAACAAGUUGCAGCUCCGCUGUUGCAGCAGACAACUGCACCGGAGGCUACAGCCACACCGCCACUGACGAUAGCCGAGCCUUUAGCAUCUGCUGCUGCAGCAGCUGCUGCUGCUGGCCGCGAGAGCCGGUCAGCACCAACAACAGCACCUGCAGCACAACCAGCAGCAACCGCAGCGUUCGCAUACAAGUGGGCUGUAAGGGGGCCCUCGGGGGGGCCCCCAAACAGCAACAGUACAGCGCGGGGCCCCGAAGGGACACCGCAUCUGGGGAGACCGCAUUGGGUGUCUGUACAGCCCAAUCUCUGCUCUACGAGUUCGUCUGAGGAAGAGCAAGCAGCAACACAGGCAGCAGCAGCAGCAGCCUCUGCAGCAGCAGAUGCUGCAGCAGCAGCAGAGGCAGCAUCAAUAGCAGCAGCAGCAGAGACACUGGAAACACAAACAGCUGUUAGAACGCAAAUCAACAGCUCUGCUGCUGCGGAGGAGAGCAGUAGCCCGCAGCAGCAUCGGAACGACAGUUGCCCUGCUGAAGCAGCAUGUGGAGGCCCCUAUGGGGGCCUCCACGUGGAGCAGCAGCAGCAGCAGCAGGGCACGCUGCCGCUGCUGCCUGCAGAGGUUGCGCGGGGCUCUUCAAGGAAGUGUUUUGUGGUGUAUGGGCGUGUGGUGUCUGUCUCCCCCAUAUUAAGUUCGAGGGAGACAGGUCCUGCUGCUGCUGCUGCUUCUGCUGCUGCUGCUGCUGCUCCUUGCUGCGUGGCUCGCUUGGCUUGCCCCCUCAUUGGGGGGCCCCUGCAGCCACAGGACGUUAACUCUGCGGCGCCCCCCUAUAUACCGACCCUCCGCCGCCUGUGCAACAGCACCGUAGACCGUCACACACAUGCGCGGCACUGCAGCAGCUGCAGCACCGGCAACAGCAGCACCAACAGCAGUAGCAGCCACUGCUUUACCAGUGCCGCUACCGGCAGCGCAUGUAGUACCAGCAGUCGAUGCAGCAGCAGUCGUUGCAGCAGCAGCACCACCACCACCACGAGCAGCAAUAUCUGCUGCUGUUGCUGCUGCCCUACAGGCGGCCUCAUCUUUUUCGUUGGAUCUGCUGCAGCAGUUGGACGUCUAUGCUUGAUGCCCGGUAGAGUCGCAUGCAUAGCGGGUCUGCGGCUACAGCGCAUGCGCAGCAAAAAGCAGCUGCAGCAGCACGAGGAACAGCAACCCGAGCAACAGCAGCAGGAGGGGGAGCAACAGUGGCGUCUAGUUGCCGGGCCAGCAGUUUCUAUUGCACAAUGGCAAAUGUCAGAGCUCGAUGCAGCCUUGAAAGUAGCGCAGCAGCAGCAGCAGCAGCAAGUAGACACGUUGCAGCAAAGUACUGAGGAGACAUCUGGUAAGAAUGGAUGGCAGCAGCAGAGUCCCCUGCUGCCACUGCUGCAGCAGCUGCUAGGGGGGGUCGGGCCUUCAUUGAUGUGCGACGGUCGCUUGCCGUGGCUGCUCCCGCUGCUGUCUAGGCACGGUGAGGAGGGUCCGUAUGCUGCUGCUGUCCUACUUGCUGCCCACAGCACCAGCAGCAGCAGCAGCAGCAGUUGUAUAGGGGGUACGGACUUGUGGGGUGCUUCGCUGCUGCACUAUCUGGGGCAGCAGUGCAGCAGAGGAGGCCUUCGGAGAGAGAAUAUGGGGUCUCCUGUCUCUUUUGAAGGCCGGAUGACGAGCAGCAGCAGCAGCACCAGCAGGUUUGGUCUGUUAGAAGGUUUGCUGCAGUGGCAGCCUUUUCCCUGGUGUCUCUGCAGCAGCACAGAGAGCAGGGGGUUCACGGGUGGUGUUGGGGCAUCCGUGCUGCUGCUGCAGCAGCACGUCGCAUGGAGACGUGUUGGCUGCAGCGGCAAGGAUAUCCUGCAGCGAGCAGCAAGAUGCGCUGGAGCAACUUCAGCGGCAGCAGCAGCAAAAGCAGCAGCAACAGCAGCAAAGGAUACAGAGGAACAGAAGGUGGGGUACUCCCCGUGGGCCCCCGCUGAAGUUAAAGAUCGGCAAUUCCCCCAAAGAGACACCGCACCGUCUGCUGCUGCUGCUGCUGCUGCUGCCGAAGGGCCUUUGCCUGUAGCGCUCAUCUCCAGCAGCAGUAGCAGCGUGGUGGUGUUGGGGCCCCCUGCGGCGUCAGUACGGGGGGGCCCCCAGCACCUCUGCAUAGACGACAGCAGCUUCCUCUCGCGGCUGCUCAUGGCUGCUGCAAGUGGAGAGACAGCUGCAGCAGAGGGGGCAAGCAGCAGCAACAACAGCAGAAGCAGGAUCAUGUGCUGCGCUUGCUGCUCCUGCAGUAGUUUACGGCAUCUAAACUGGCCGUUGUUGCUGCAAAACCAAGGUGCUGAAGGGGCAAAAGCAUCGUAUCCAGCAGCAGCAGCAGCAGCAUCAACAGCAGCAGCAGCAGCAACAGCAGUAGCAACAGCCGCAGCAAGAGCAACAGCAGGAGCAGCAGGCAUGGAAAGAGGAGAAAGUCUCCGCAGGAGUCCCCUGCUGCUAAGCUUCCUCUGUUGGCGGCAUGCAAAGACAGCAGAAGAAAUAAAUUUAAAAUUUAGUCCCUCCUGGAUUGCUGAAAAAUUCGGCUGUCUCCAUGGGGUCUAUGAAGGGCCUACGCAUGCAUCUGUUGCUGCUGCUGCUGCUGCUGCUGCUGCACUCCGUUGGUCAGCUUUAGUGGCACGUAGCAGCGCUGGUGCCGCCACAACAGCUGCAGCAAGCACCGCGGCAGACGCAGGAGAAGAAACAGCAGCAGCAGCAACAGCUGCAGCACCUGGAGCAGGUUCGUGGUGUGCUUCUCCUCUUACUCUCCUGCAGCCCUUCAUUGGUUGCUGCGCCCUAACAGGGCGUCGCCCCAAGGCGUCGGAGGUGUGGGGCCCUUGGAGGCCGCUGACACCUGAAGAGGAGGAUUGUCUCUGCCACCUCCGCAGCAGCAGCAGCAACGGCAGCAGCAGGAGCAACGGCAGCAGCAGCAACAGCAGCAAUGAUAGCGUGGUAAGGGUGCACAAGACUAUAGGCAUAGCAGCAGCAGUAAAGGAAGCUCAGACCUCUGUCUCCUACUGGCUGCUAAUAGACGCUCAACAUCUUGUGCUGCAGCUGCUGCAGCAAACUGCUGCUAUUGCUGCAGCAAAAGCCUUCCGAUAUUUGGCAGCAGCAGCAGGCUGGCGUCUCUGUGCUGAUGUGCUGCGGUGGCUGCUGCUGCUACAGCGCCAGGAAGCUCGGGUGUCUCUGCAGGUGCCACAGGACUACAGCAGCAGUAUUGACCCCACACCGAGACCCCCGUUCUUUGGGGCUGCCACCACAACCACCUUUGCAUGCGCAGCAGCAGAUGAAGCAGCAGCAACAUCAGCAGCAGCAGCAAAUUUGAGCAAGACUUACUCCCUCAGUGUUCCUGCUUCGCCUGCAACUGCCGCUGCUGCAGAUGCUGCUGCUGCAGAUGCUGCUGCUGGUGGAGACGUCCCGCUGCAUCGUUUGAUCGAGUGGUCGUCCCUUUCAGAAGCCCAACCUCAAGACAGCAACGCUCGUUUCCUCCCCGUAGGAAAGCUCCAGAAGCAGCAGCAGCAGCCGGAGCAGCAGCAGCAGCAGCAGCAGAAACGGCUGCACCCACCCAGACUCACAGCUCCGAUAUCUUCAGCUGCUGUAGCCGCAACAACUCAGCAGUGUCCGCACCGCAGGCCACGCCACCACCAGAGGGAGCUGCAGCAGCAGGUGCAGCGUCAGCAGUUGCAGCAUCAGCAGGUGCAGCAGCAGCAGCAACGCAUGCACGCCUUGCCACCCAUUAGCUGUACUGCCCUCAAUGCAGUCGAUUGUGCUGCUCUACUGGCAGCAGAAGAUGUGUGUGGGGUUGUGGGGUUCCUCAACUACGGGAUCCCCCUGCCCCCUGCUGCUGCUGCAGCUGCUGGUGUUCGAAGCCGCAGCAGCAGCACCAGCAGCAACAGCAGCAGGUAUACUGUGGCCGAGUGUCUCUCCACCUCCUUAGCAGCAGCAGCAGCAAAGGUGCAGCAAAACAAGGGGAUUAAUGCGCCUGCUGCUGCGGCUGUGGAGACAGGAACACGAGACACCUCCACCAGCAGCAGCAGCAGCAGGACUAGCAAGAAGGCUGGAUCGGGACCUCUCCAGCGGCGUCAGCAUCACCAGCAGCAUCAGCAGCAGGAGCAGGAGCAGCAGCAGCAGUGUGGGGUGCUGCCUGCUGCAGCUGCUGCAGAUGCACUUGAAGCAACGUCGAGUGUAUCUGCAGCUGCUGCAGCAGAAGAAGAAUUGCAUUAUCCCUGGGAUCGUCAACUCCCGACCCCACACACAUUCACAGACGCCCUCGCAGAACCGAUCUUAGAGCGCAUGCAGCGACGCAGCUGGACCGCAUGCACCCCACGCAUGCAGGAGGAGGAGGAGGAGGAGGAGGAGGAGCAGCAGCAGCAGCAGCAGCAGCAGGCAAACAAGAAACGAAUGCGGGAGGAGACUGUCUCCUCAGAUUGGCUGCCACCUGUCUCCUCCUUUGUUUUCCAUCGUUGGCAUUCGCUCGAGGAAGCAACACAGUUCAUGGGGCCCCCUAACCGCAGCAGAGGCCCCUGUCUCUCUUUAAAUGGGGUCCCUCCUCUGGGGGCCCCUCUACCUCCAUCUACAGGAGACGACACCUCCACCAGCGGGAGGCCGCAUGAAGCAACAGCAGCAAGCCCAGCAGCAGCAGAAGCUCCUCUGGUGCUGGCACGUCGUCUCCGCACGCCUCUGUGCUUCUGCGAUCUCGCAACAUCUGCUGCAGGACACGCAGUACAAGCAGCAACUACAGCAGCAGUAGCAGCAGCAGGAGCUGCUGCUGCUGCAAAUGCUGGCGAAACGGGAGUUUGUCUCCCUACCUCACGGUGUCUGCGGUGUUUGUCUGUGUUGGGGUGUUGGGCUCUUGAGUGUCAUCGAUCUGCUGAGGAGGAGACACGGGGAUCGUUCGACUCCCUGCUGCAGCUGAUGGCAGCUGCAGCAACAUGGCUGUGGGGCCCCACUCCCCCAGGGAUCCGUUCCCCGUUGCAGUUAUCUCCACAAGGCUGUCUCCCUCUGUCGUCGUCGAGGAGACAGCGCGUAUUCCUCAAAGGCCUCACUGUCGUGGACCUGGUGAUGCUGCCAAUGCGAGCCGCUACAGGUGGUGCUACCGCUUCUGCUGCAGCAACAGCAGGCAGCAAGAGCAAACGUUCAUGGGAACUGUUAGGGGAUGAGGCCACCCGCCGCUGUACAUGGCUAGUUGUAAGGCUGGCUGGGUGCCCUUCGUUUGGCGUUGCAAGACGGGGGCCUCCUUCUGGAGCACAUGACCCCCUCUUAAGGAAGAGCGGCCCCACAAAAGCAGACGGCGGAUUCAUUGAUCUGUGGGUCCCCCCCGGUGUCUCCCCAGGGAGAUUUGAUGUGCUGCAGGUAGGCAUGCAAAUAGAUGUGGGGCCCUGUCUCCUUGUCCUUUCUACAGCUCCCCCGUGGCCUCCUCCCCCAAGACGCAUCCGCGGGAAGCCACGAGCAGCAGCAGCAGCAGCAACGGGAGCGGCAGCGGGGGAGGAGGAGAAACACUGUCUGGGGCCCUUGCCUGGGGAGGGACUCGGCAGUUGGGUGUCUCCAUUAUGCAGGAUGUGGGCAGCAGCAAUUGAGGAGACAGUGGGAGGGGGUCUACUUGGCAGAUCAAUUGCUGCUCAUUGCAUGCGCUGCACUGCUCCUAUACCCUCUACUGUCUCCUUGACUCGCCAGCAGCUGCUUCUGUCCAUAGCACUUGCAAAUGCUGUGUCUAUGGGCCCUUUGCCCUCUCUUAAGUGCUGUGGGGCCCCCCCUGGGCCCCCACAGCAGCACCCCACUGGCGCUCUGCAGCAGCAAGAGCAGCAGCAUGCAACGGCGGCCUUUGGGGAGUUGCUUUUGGAAGCGAUCCCAGCUACUGAAGUUAAAUGUGUGGGCUUCAGUUCUGCUGCCUUGGCGCUGCGGUGUCUACCCUCGCAACAGGAGCUGCAAGGAGCAGCAACUGUCUCUUCUGUUUCCUUAGGGGGAGGAGACACUUCUUCUGCAGCCACCUCCUACUCGCCUCGUGUGGAUGCUACUGCUGCUGCGUGUCCGCAUCCGGUGCUGCAGCAGCUGCGGCACCGCUAUGCAGCAGCCCCAGGAGGCCUUCCUCUAAGUUUAUGGGAGACAGCAGAGGCGCAUGCAGCGGCUGGUGCUGCAGCCAGCAGUAGAGACCCUCAAACUCCGUCCUAUGCGUUUGCAGCCACUCGUCAUCGCUGCAACAGUAGCAGUUGCUGCUGCUGCGCUGACGUGUCGCCCAGAAAAGGCACAAGAGCAGAUGGGGCUCAUUCGAAUUUGCCUCUGAGCCUGCAGCUGUCUCCUUUGUUUUCUAUUGGCAUGGAACCUCCCGUGUCUGCUUCUUCUCUUGGGGGUAGAAGUGUCCCCUUGUGCGAGGAGACAGUUCCUGCUUCGCGGCGCGCAUGCAGAGACACGCGACAUGCAGCAAGCGGAGGCGGCCGGGAGAGCUGUCUCCAAAGGGACAAGAGAGACAGGAAAGGGGAGACAAAGGGGCACAAUGCCCCUUCUGUCUCUUCUUUUCCUUACUAUAAAAAACAACCCCACCUUAUUAACACCUCUGCAUGCAGUUGGGUGUCGGGGUCAAUAGAAGAGCUGAUGGCGGUGCACCUGUCUUGGGUGUGUCGCCGCUGCCUAACCGCCCCCAGCACCAGCAACACCAGCAGCACCAGCAGCAGUAAUACCAGUACCGGCGGCGGCAGCAGCAGGAGCACCGGCAGGAGCAUCUGCGGCGGCAGCUGUAGCUGUGGGGCUGUCCAACAGCAAGACACCGAGGGGAACCACAAAUUGUUGGGCCUGCAGCUAGGCAUAUUAGUGGCCCUUGAGGAGAGCAGCACGGGGCGGCUGCUGCUGCUGCUGCUGCAGAACGCAGCAGCGCUUAGCUUGCUUCGGCACCUCGGGUGUCUCGGCACUGUAUCCGAUAUGGAGACACUUGAGGAGUGUGCUGCAGCGUUGAUGCUUGCGCAGAGAGAUGAGCAGCAGCAGCAGCACAAGCAGCAGCAGCGCCAGCACAGAGACCUCCUGCUCAACAGCAACAGCAGCAGUGCAGGGCAUCUGGUGUUUGGCGCUUUGUGCUGCGCUGCAUGCAACGCAGCAGCAGGGUGUCUCCUCAGGUUUAAUAAAGGACAAGACGGGGGGAUAAUUAACACAAAACGUAUAAAAAGAAUCAAGGCGGAGGGAUUAAUACGCCCUGUCUGCCUCCGCUACAAACAGCGUCGCCCCCCUUCUGCUGCUGCUGCUUCUCGGUCAGCAGCAACACCAGCAGCAGCAGCGCGAAUGCGCCAGCAAGAGGAGCAGCAAACAGUUUGUCUCCCCGUACUCUUUGUUGUAGGCUGGGAACCAAUCACAGCAGCGGAACUGUUGCGCAACAUGUGCAACGAGCAUGCCGAUCUGCUGCAGGAGCAGCAGAAACCACAGCGAAAGUAG